GAGAAAAACAACAGCAAAAAAAAAGAAAACAAAAAAAAGAAAACAAUUUUAUAUGCAUUUUCCUUGAAACGUUUGCCGGGAUAUGAGAAGAUGCACGACAGGAGCGCUGUAUAUAAACACAUGCAAAUCCAGGCGAAGCAUCAGUCAUCAUUGGGAAUUUUGAUAUUCAACAUGAAUAUUUACUAUAUUUUCGGGCUCAUCAUGGCCCUGAUGAUGGGCCUAUCAGCUGUGACGGCCGUCGCUGACCCUGAGCCAGGACCAGAGCCAGAACCUCAGUACCGAAGAGGAGGCGGUCGCGGCUACGGCAGAGGAAGAGGUCGUUACGGCUAAGCAUACAACCUGCUCAUACUGGAAUAAAUAUACUUGGUACUGACUGGGACACGGCAUGGCUUAAAAAACAAUUAAAAAUUAAUUAGUGUUAAUUAAAGCAAUC
Molecule: messenger RNA, 433 nt
Organism: Nezara viridula (southern green stink bug)
Lineage: Eukaryota; Metazoa; Arthropoda; Insecta; Hemiptera; Pentatomidae
Source: the annotation of a GenBank genome assembly